This is a messenger RNA of Linepithema humile (Argentine ant), 1823 nucleotides long. Its product is annotated as nucleolin. Gene Ontology annotation, cellular component: cytoplasm; nucleus; ribonucleoprotein complex. Lineage: Eukaryota; Metazoa; Arthropoda; Insecta; Hymenoptera; Formicidae. Gene Ontology annotation, molecular function: mRNA binding. The record is from RefSeq and is a predicted model, not a curated record.
UUUUAAUAGUUGGCAAUACUGGUAUAUAUACGUAUAGGCACCCACGCUGUUUCACGUUUUCGUUGUUGCGAUUUGUACGUUUUAAUACGUGUAUAUUCGCGUAUUAAUUAUUACUCAUUUUUCACGUGGCUUCUGAGGGCAUUUAUUUCCAAAUGAAGACCAAGGCGUUUGAUAAAAAAGGGAAAAAACGACCCCACAGUGAAAGUUUACCUUUUACAAAACCUGACCAAAAGCAAAAGAGCAUCGAUGAAUUCAAGAAAAAUGCUAAAAAAACCAAAUUCGCUGUUUCUGCAGAAAAUGGGAAUUUUGCAACAACAAAUACAGUACAAUUCUUUAAGCAAGUUGAUAAACAAGGAAAGAAAAAGAAUAAAGACGUAAAACAAGAUAACAUCAUAGAAUCAUCAAAAAUUGAAAAAAAGAUACAUGUAAAAGAACUCAAGUCAACUAACGUUGAACCUGAGGUAAAGGUUUUUAAUAAGAAGAAGGGAGGAAAAUUAGAAAACUUAAACAAAGGGCCACAAGAAUUAAACAAAGGAAAACAGACACAAAAAUCUCAUGUGACAUCCACCACACAAAGUGUAGAAGAAAUAAAGAAAAGAAUAGAAGAAAUCCAAAGUCGCGAAGUGUUAUCAAAGACUGCAAAAAGAAAACUGGCGACACUGAAGAAAAAAUUGAUAAUAGCGGGAACAAAAAAUAAUUCAGAGGAAUUAAAUACAGAAAAAAAGAGCAACAAACAGGACAAAUAUCAAGGUACAAGUGCAUCUAUAAAGAAUAAAGAGAAGAUUAACAAAGAUAAAAGAGAAUUAGGAAAGAAAAAUGUCCAAAACGAAAAAGCUAAAGUCAAACCAGAAGAUGAUCAAGAUGAUUCGGAAAGUGAAGAUGACGAUGAGAGUGAAGAAGAUGUAUCUAUGGACAAUGUAAAAGAACCAUUUGAUGAUGAAAGCGAUGAGAGUGAAGAAGAUGAGGAAGAAGAAGAGGAAGUAACAAAGUAUGACGAGGAUGACGAAUCUGACGAUUCUGACGAAUCUGACGAAUCUGACGAAACUGACGAUUCUGACAAAUUGGACAAAUCUAGCGGAUUGAAAACGGUGUUUAAGAAAGAAAUGGAUAUAGAACAGAUGAAGUCCAAGAUGAAGAUGGAUGAAGACGAUACAGAGGAUGAAGAAGAUGAGGAAGUCGACAUAGAGGAGGAGGAAGAUGAAGAAGAUGUAGAGGAUGAAGAAGAUGAAGAGGAUGAAGAGGAUGAAGAAGAUGAAGAAGAUGAAGAGGAUGAAGACGAUGAGGAGGAUGAAGAAGAUACAGAUAAAAACAUAAAAACAACAGAAAAGGAGAAAAAAGGUGUACCAUUCUCUGAUCAUCAGAAAAAAGAAGCAAAGAAUAAGCGAUAUGUCCUUUAUGUGAACAAUAUACCAUAUGAUACAACACCAGAUGAGCUCAAACAGCAUUUUCUUACCAAGGUUAAGACAGUCCUUAGUGUCAGGAUCCCGACUGAUUCAAAUGGGAAAUCACGUGGCUUUGGGCAUGUGGAGUUAAAAGAUAACUCAGAUUAUACGAAAGCAUUCACGCUGAAUCAUACAUUCCUCAAGAAAAGAAGGAUAAAUGUAAAAUGUGCAGUGCUACCUUCUAAGGAUAAAAAAACAGAUGCCCUCAAAAAAGUUGCAGUUGCUAAAACUAAAAAGCUGCAGGCACUGCAAAAGGCUGGAAAAUUAACUGGUGGAUUUCAAGAUAAGAAAAUACAGAAGAAGAAAUAUAAUAUUUCGAAAGCAUGAUGGAAUAAUUAAGACUAUCAAUGUAAAGAUAAUAAAGCUUCAUUGACAAAAUUA